CCACCGCACGCAUCAUUGUAUGUGAUUGUUGAAUAUAUUUUAAUAUGAUGCGCUUGCGAAAUCUUAUCACAGGGAGGUACUGCCCUGAACCGUAGUAGCUUUUGUUAUCGAAAGGCCCCAAUAAAAAAGGUAAUGCAACGCAAAUUGGCUGCGACUCCGAUGUUGCAAAUAGUUCUUGACAAUAUCUCUCUAUAGCGACCUUAAGUGAUGAAAAGUCACAUUGUUAGUCAUUCAGUAGCAAGUAGAGAUGUGUAGUCGUACACUUUUUUGCUGUAAUCUUUAACUACAGCACUUGUUACGCCCAUUUUACGCCAUCGGGGAUUGCAUCAGCCCCGGCUGAUACACACCCGGCAUUGGAAUCUAGGUGCUCGUUGCUUAUGUCUAUGCUACCUUCUAGUCGCAUUUCUCUCGCGUCUCAGCCGAGUUGGCGUAAAGUUAUAUUGCAAGCGAAAAAAAAAAAAAAAUCCUAAAUGGAGGUGCCGGGGUUCGAACCCGGGGCCUUUCACAUGCGAAGCGAACGCUCUACCACUGAGCUACACCCCCAGGAUAUGCUGACGUGCGAAAAUGUUCUAUACAUUCUUUACAAAUUUCAGUAACUGUAAGCUGAGAGUACGUAUUGUUAUAAUGUUAAUAAAGAUAUUGUACAUUGCUCCUAUGAGCAGCGGUAGCCGCUUUAACAAUAUAUAUGCAAUCAUUCGUAGUCACUACAGAAGCUGUUGCGAGAGGGAGAGAGAAGUUGGGCGAGAGAACUGCGGCAUUCUUUAUUCCAUGGAUUCCAUGUGCGGCCAGUGCGUCAGGCAGAAACGGCAGGCGCUGUCGGAUUGCGGCAUGUUGCGGCCGCCAAAAACGUGAUCGUGAUUCAGGCAUCAAUGUAUCGCCGAAGCGUAGCCCGGGAGUACGCUUGGCCCGUUUACCAUAUUCUAUGCGUUUACUACUGCCCAAAUCAUACAAGCUAAACGGCAGUCGUUAUCAGACGCCAUGCGAAGCGUGCGGAGGAAAACCACAAAAACUUCGUUUCGCGCGGAACUACGAACUUUGUUGGCGACUGCCGUGAGACUCAACAUGCCACAUAGCGCAGUCGAUGAAUGUCUCGAAGAGGUGUUCUUCCGACAGAAGCGAUCGCCAACAUGUGCGAGCACUUCAGCAACAAGUGUCUGCGCGCGAGUCACAAACAUCCUGAUGUGGUGCUCGAUUCUCUUGGUAUCCUUCAGAGUGAUCCUUCACAUUUGCUUUGAGGGGAUGACUCUAGACAGAUUGUACGACAGGUACACGUACCCUGGGCUUCGAACUGCUCGGUUACUUGCCUUACCAUUGCUGAGCCAGUUUCCAUCGUUAGCACAUUACCACGAUACAAAGUGCCUGGUUCAUAAUCCAUUUUUCAACCCAAUGAACGAAUCGGAAUGUUGGCCUUGUGAAAACUUCAAGGCAAUUGUCGACUUGACCGGUCAUUCCGAGAUUGCUGUGAAUUACGUUUGGAGCCUUGUACCCUUUGUUGUAAAGGAUGCUCUGAAGCACAGCAUCAGUGGUGAGCACAUGCACGAGUUCUUAAAGGCCCACCGUGAACUAACAGAUGAUUCGUCUGCCAAGUUCUAUUCGACUCUCCAUGGUGUGCAAGAACCCCGCCAUUUACUUGACUGGCAAAAAUGGCAACAGGUGGAUGACCGUUAUUUUCAUAUAUCGUGGCAACUGGCAUCCCCUCCAGCUGCACGCAUUCUCAGGCAGGUUUUUCACAGGCCUUACUUUGUGCAAAACAUCUCCGAGGUGUCCCUGCAGAGGUUCCUGUUGUUUGAUGGUCCCGACGCACCAAGUUACUACCUGCCCGAAACUGACUUCUCAAGUUCCUGGCUUGUGCAAGUAGAGGGAAACCGGCUUGUGGUGCUUGAACCCUCAGAACUUUGCAUCCGUGACUGCCGUCAGGUGUCAGUGCUUCUGAAGCCCAAUGACGUCUGUAUAUUCAAGCCUGUGAAAGAUGGCAGAGUGCAGCCUCCUGAGGUGGAUUGCUUGAAGAGGCAUGCAUUAUAUACUUCUAUGAUAGAUCACAGUGUUCAGACAGUGUACUUCAGCAGUACAAUCUCCAAGGCAAGGUUGAUACCUGUUCAUGUUGGAGAUCUGCCAAGUAUCACAUAUCUGGGCUCGUUCUACUGAAGCUUGUGCUGAAGGAAAACGGUACGACAUACCACAGCACUGAAGUGGAUAAUUUUCAAGGCAGAUUUGUUGACCCGUUGCACAGAUUUCGGUGUCAGUUAAUGUUAAACAGUUCCUUCGGAAUAGCAUUUACUUUGCCUUUUCAACAACAUGGCACGUUAUAGUUGUGCAAUCAGGUGCACCUGGAUAGAAUGUCAGGUGUUAUACCCACACCUGCUAAUCUGUGAACUCUAAAAUUAGUGAAAUUCAGUGGACACGAACAACAUCCACAGGGGAGAGAGGAUAUCACACUUUUCUUUCUUUCUUCUUUUUUUUUAGGCUUGCCUUAAGCAUACACUUUUUAUGAGGCACAUACAGAUUAAUGCUGAUUUAUUUUUUUAGACACAGGACACAAGCAGCAAACUUAGCAUAGCAAAUAUUAAGAAGCAACACAUUGUUUUUAGGUUGCGGUGACUCUCUCAAUGACUUAGGCGUUUCUGUGAAAACUUGCUUGAAGCAAGUGGCCCUCCUGCAUCCUUUCACCAUCAGACUUCCAGCGAAAGGUUUGGGGAAUGACGGGCAAAGCUUUUUCGCAAACAAAAUUUAUUUUUCAUGAAACUUGCACAACAAUCGUAAAGCAAGCCCAAAUUCGUGUAAACUUAAGACGAAAUUCGGGAAAGUUGGCCGGUAUGGCACAACUCGGGUGUUCUGGCUGGUUUUUCACUUUGCUUUAAACCAGUUUAGCUUUUUCGAUAGCUUUGCCAACCACCUAUAAUCUGCAGAGCUGUGACAGGGGAGAGAGAGCUGUGUGUGGCUCAAGAUCUCGGUGGAGCGUGGCAUUAAGCUAGUACCUGAUGCAACACAACGAAUCACUUUUGUGAUCGCAUGUAGGUGCAUGGCGUCUCCUGUUCACUUUGCACCAAGCUGUCUGCAAAGGCAUGUGGUGCACAGUAGCGUGCCUCGUUUGCCGCCACCCGUGUGCUGCAUGCAUAAGUAAUGCCAUCUUUUGUCCUGUGGAGAGUUGUUGACAAUCAAGCUUUGUGAACAGCCUGUUGUGCCCAUGGAAAGUGCAAAUGGUGCCUUUCUUGCCAUUCUGUUGAAUAGACUGCCAUUCUGUGUGUUAAGACCUCCUCAUACUCCAUUUUGUACCUUGCAGCCAACGCUGCGGAAGCUACGCAAGUGGUGCGCUCGUAGAAGUCUCACUACGCACAUUUCAGAGUGCAGUUGUUCUUGAUUUGCAACGCUUUCUAUGAAGUAACUACUUCAUUUAUUACUACUACUUGUGGGUCGUAAGGUUACGUCAAAUCCCAUAUUUGGGUGCAUCUUUGUGCUUCCAGUAUGCCACCUACUAUGUUUUGGUCUUACGCACGACCUGCCUCCCCCCACAGCAGUUAGACCUUAUACAGAACAUGAUGCUGUUCCACUUCGACGGUCGCUUCUGCUCCGCUUCGAAGGUCAAAACGCGCGGCACGCGUGCUUUGUGAGGUGCGUUUGGAGGUGGCUGCUUGUAAUUCAGCCAUCAUUCCCUUCGUGGCGGCAGUGAAAUUUCAUUAUAUCGAAAUCAUGUAUAAACACACUUCGUUAUAAUGUGGUUCUAAAUAAGUGGUGUCCGAUGGACAAGAUGUUAUAAAAAGUUAAAUACUUCAUUACGUUGAAGUUCGUUAUAUCAAGGCUUAACUGUAUUAUACUGAUCUUAGCGUGUUAAAAGGGUGACAUAGAGGGUGCUAAAUGCCCGCACAUUGCGUGCCGAUGGAGCAGCGUGAACAGCUAGUAGCAUAAAUGAGUUCUGCAAGAAAAUCUCAUAAAUUUAGCCAAGAUCCCUUUUCCUUCUCAUUUAAACCAAGUGCGAUUUUCUUUUUAUUACCGAUAAUUGACUGCUUUUGUCAAGAUGAUGUAUUUGCAGCAGAAAGAGCUGUUCUUUCAUUUCCAAAAUGCUGGUGCCAGCCCCCUCACAUUUAUGUAACCUUUUAUGAUAUAUGUUCAACUGGUUGUUUCAAAGGUGCUACUAUGAGAAUAAGUAGGCCUAGCAGGUUAUAAUCUGACUUCAUUAUUCAUGCUCACUCUGAAGCUUGUGCUCCACUUCACCAACUCCAUGCAAUACAGCAAAAGCUACAGACAGCCAUAAAAAAAAGGCUCCUCUAUGUCGGCCUGUGAUCGUGUGAUGUGGCCUCCGUGUGAUGCCAACUGAAUAGAAGCUUCAUGAAAGGAUCAGUGACGUGAAAUGGGCAUGCCCCCCAACCCCCCCGCCCUUCGCAGAACACGCAGCUUACUCUCAUUACUGAUUGGCUGGCAUGCAUCUGCUGCAGUGAAAGGAAUUAAUGGGAUGGAAUUAACAGCCAAACCUGUGUACGUAUAGCGCUGCUGUCUAACAUGGCCAGUCAAAUCUGCUAUUAGGUGGGAAUUUCUCUUUGCCGGAACAGCGGCAUACUCUUUUAUCUUAGAAAACUUGUGUGUUGAUUUAGGCAGAUCAUUCUUGUUUUUGUAGCUGUGUGUUGCUUCAACUGUGCUGCUUCUGCAAAAACUUAUGAAACUGUCGGCACUUGUGAACUUGCAGGUAAUCCUUCUCCUUAUCCAUGAAGAAAUGUUGCUCAAAGCUAAAGGACACAGCACACAUUAUAUCUCUGCCUUUUGGCUGGCACUCUGAUGCACACAAAGAUAGGUUGAUAGUUUCCAGCAAUUGCAAGUGCGCGUUGCACUCGGAUAAUGAAACGUAAAAAUUAUUUCCUGAACUGGUGUUGUCUCCGUCAGCAUUGUUUUUGCGAACAGUUUAGUUGUGUUGCACAUUCACAGGGUUUCAAUAAACAGCAACAAUAUCCCAUACAUUCCCCUCUGGAAGAGCCAAACAGUUCUGUCUAUUCACCACAUGAACAAGCAAGCACUGUUGUUGACUGUGUUAGGACAUAUUACUAUUUUACUGUUUGAGCAAAAGGUCACUCAAGGUACUGGGAGAAGUGUUUUAAUACUGGUGUCAAAAAUGAGAUUGGAAAUGUGGUGGAGGUUUUGCACUGACUGUGCCGUCAUGUCAAAGUGAAGGCAUUGCCGAAAGUAAUUGUCCUAGACUGUAUUCCUUGGCCUUCCAACAGAGGUGCGAUCAUCAGUUGAUAACAUCUUGUCAGAUUCUGUUAUAUACCAAAAGGUGACCUGAAGGCACAAGAAGCAAAGAAUGGUGUAAUUGUUCUGCACCAUUAUUUUUAAUUCUUUCUUCUAUGUUGUAUUGAAUUGCACGGUAUUGCAAGAUCUUGUGGGACAUGGGAUGCAACAUUUGCUACACAGCAGGUCUGUUUAUCUUUUCACAGUUAGGGGUGUCGCAUAUUGAGUAUGCAAGUUUCUUUGUCUUUUUGCUACAAGUGUACCGUAUCUGCUGGGAUCUACCGUAUAUACUUGUAUAAGGGCUGCACUUUUUCCUCUGUAAUCUCGGCUGGGUGCGGCCCUUAUAGAAAUCAAGUUGAUGACGGCCCGCUAAAGGUUCAUAUUGUUUUCACAGCUGUAGCAGAGGGUAAGAGAGGUGAAAAUGACAUAAUGCUGCAGUAAACGACCUCAGAUGCCGGCCCAUCAUCCCUGACCAGCGCUCACCAAUACAGGGCUCCUUUCUCUAUAGGUGAAAUGCCACAGAUCUGACUAGAAACAAUGCCAACACAAUCGAGAGGAUGCGCCACACAAAGAAAGAAUGGCGGCCGGCCUGAGUGGCUUAGACGGAAAAGCAGCUAGCAUCAUCUAGCGGCAACAUAACGUCACUUUUCGGCGGGCGGUCUCAAUUUUUUUCCCAAAAUUUUUGCACUCUAAAGUGAGGGUGUGGCCCCUACAUGAGUCUAUAUGGUAACCUGACCCCAAACCUAGGGCAAUGGCCUCAUGUUGG
Dermacentor andersoni is the source of this 5980-nucleotide messenger RNA. RefSeq lists its product as uncharacterized. The record is from RefSeq and is a predicted model, not a curated record. NCBI's taxonomy places the organism in Eukaryota, Metazoa, Arthropoda, Arachnida, Ixodida, Ixodidae.